This is a messenger RNA of Staurois parvus, 438 nucleotides long. NCBI's taxonomy places the organism in Eukaryota, Metazoa, Chordata, Amphibia, Anura, Ranidae. The record is from the annotation of a GenBank genome assembly.
GGGAGACCAGAUAUAGUGAAUGCAGGGUCCGGGGAGACCAGAUAUAGUGAAUGCAGGGUCCGGUUAGACCAGAUAUAGUGAAUGCAGGGUUUAUGGAGACCAGAUACAGUGAAUGCAGGGUUUAUGGAGACCAGAUACAGUGAAUGCAGGGUCCGGGGAGACCAGAUAUAGUGAAUGCAGGGUCCGGAGACAAGAAAUAGUGAAUGCAGGAUGCAGGGAGAGCGGAUAUAGUGAAUGCAGGGUUCGGGGAGACCAGAUAUAGUGAAUGCAGGGUCGGGGAGACCAGAUAUAGUGAAUGCAGGGUCGGGGAGACCAGACCAGAAAUAGUGAAUGCAGGGUCCGGGGAGACCAGAAAUAGUGAAUGCAGGGUCCGGGGAGACCAGAAAUAGUGAAUGCGGGGUGCGGGGAGAGCGGAUAUAGUGAAUGCAGGGUUCGGGG